Effrenium voratum is the source of this 2988-nucleotide messenger RNA. The record is from the annotation of a GenBank genome assembly. Lineage: Eukaryota; Dinophyceae; Suessiales; Symbiodiniaceae.
AUGCGGGUCGCAGCACUCGGCCUGCUGCCGGCGGCGUCGUCCUUUGGACUGCAAGGGGGCUUCGUCAGCAUGGACAAGGCCAAGACGCGUCAGAAGCGCUUUCUGAAGGCGCUGCACGCGGAGAACAUCUUCCUGCCCGGCUUCGCCACCCAGAAGGGCACCCACGCGCGCCUAGAUGUGCAGCAAAUUAUCAUUGAGCGCUGUCGACAGGCCAAUGCGCCUGCCUGCCUGGUGCUGGAGGACUUUGUGCGCUGGGAGCCGGGGGACUUGAGGCGGGCGGUGGAGGCGGCCUUGGUUUUGGGGGACUUCGACGUGGUGAUCUUGGGGCGUAACGAAAGACAGAUCCGCUGUGAUGACAUCGAGCCGAGCCCCGGACUGUUCAGCCGCCUGAGCUGCACGCCGAUGUUCAACUACGCCUAUGUGGUGCACCAGAGGUACCUCGCUGGCAUGCUUGAGAUUCUGCAGAUGGGCGGGCGUGUAUGCGGUUACCAGACGGACCUUUACUUCGCUACAGAGCGGAUGUACCGCUUGCCGGAGGAGACCCUCUGGUAUGUGCAGUCGCCGCUGCCGACCUUUGUGCGCUCCGCGCUGCCGCGGCGGCAGGGCCACUUCGCGGCGCGCUGCUUCGCGACGCUGCGAUCGCGGCGGGCCUUCCUGAUGAUUCACCCCAUGAGGACCGCGGGCACCAGCUUCUGCGACCUCGCCUCGCAGUGGUUCCUCCUGAACCGCCGCGGCGGAGCUGGCAGCGAUAGGAAUUGCCGCCUGGACAAAACCGCUGUCUUUGCCGACGUGGCAGGAGCACCUUUGCUGGAUCCUGACAUCCAGGCGCCUCAGCUCUUUGCCCGAGGCAUCGGUUAUAUCGCCAUGGAGCCCAGCUUCACCCACUGGUCGGAUGGGGAGUUCUUCUACAACCGCUCGGACGGUCCUGGCAUGGAGAGGCUGUGGGCGGCUUUGACCAACUCGGCAUUCUGGCAAAGCUACGUCACCGUGCUGCUGGUGACGCGGGAUCCUCUCGACCGCUACCUUUCGUGGCUGCGGUAUUGCCUUCCAAGCUGCACCUCCUACAAGGCAGAGCCUGGGUCGUUGCUGCGGGGCCAGAUGUCGCGCCGGGCCAUACUGGCGCACUGCAUCCAGGCGCACACGCCCAAGUUCAUGGAGAUGCUCUUCGAGCCGGGACAAACCCGAAACAAUCUCAGCUACCGGUCGCCGCUGCGGUUUCGCCACCCUCAGCGGCAGAACACAGCAGGCUGCCGCGGAUAUCACAUAGGCUACCACCGGGCGCAGGCGAGCAACUGCCUGGCGCGGCACCUGGUGCCGCUGCCCUCCAGACCCUCGGAGAGGCAUUUGCAGCAGGCCCUGGCCACGCUACAGCGCUUCGAGGUGGUCAUGGACCCAUCCCUGCCGAAUGAGAGCAGCGCGCUCCUGCAGGAUGCCUUCCGAAGGAACAUUGACUGCGUUGGCUGCGCUGAGAUCCCGAGCCUGCCUUUGCCACAGAGCAAGCCAGGCGCCAACUUGCUGGACCGGGGCAUCUCGCAGACCCUCCCGCCUGCCGUGCUGGCCUUGUUCGAGGAGCACAACAAGAUCGACAGGGCGCUGGUGGCUUCCGGCCGCUCGCUGAUUCGUCGGCGCUUCGCGGAGUUGGAAGAGAAACACGCGCGCCUUAAGGAGUGCAUCCUGAGCGGCCUCCUCUCGGUCCACGGGAAGAAGGUGCUGCACCUGGAUAGAAAUCCCUACUAUGGGGGAGACUGCGCCUCGCUGAACAUCACCAACCUCUGGCAGAAGUUUAUGCCGGGCAGCGAGCCUCCCAAAGAGCUUGGGCAAAACCGAGAAUGGAACGUGGACCUCAUCCCCAAGUUCAUCAUGGCAUCCGGGGACUUAGUGAAGAUCCUGCUGAAGACCAAGGUGUCGCGCUAUUUGGAGUGGAAAUCUUGCGAGGGGACCUACGUAUAUCAGUACCAAGAGGCAGGGCUCUUUUCCGGAGCCAAGUACAUCCACAAGGUGCCUGCAACCGCGGGGGACGGGCUCAAGUCUCCCCUCAUGGGCAUGCUCGAGAAGCCACGCUUCAUCAACUUCGCGCAGUUCAUCAUGGGCUGGGAGGACGACAAGCCGUCCACGCACCAGGACAUCGACCCCAGGCGGCACACCAUGGCGCAGGUCUACCAGAAGUUCGGCCUGCAAGAGACCACCAUCGACUUCAUCGGCCACGCCGUGGCGCUGUGGCCAAAUGACAGCUACCUGAAUGGGCCUUGCGGACCAACCAUCCUCAAGUGCAGGCUAUACCUGCAGUCGGUGCUGCAAUACGGAGGCUCGCCCUUCAUCUACCCCAUCUACGGCUUGGGGGGGCUGCCUGAGGGCUUCUCGCGCCUGGCGGCCAUCCACAGGGGCACCUAUAUGCUGAACAAGCCCGUAGACGGAUUCGCCUACGAUGAGCAGGGCAAGGUCAUCGGUGUCCGAUCUGGUGAAGAGGUUGCAAAGUGCAAGAUGGUCAUUUGCGACCCCUCCUAUGCCGAGCCCACUAGGACGGAAGUGAAGGGCCAGGUGAUCCGGGCCAUUUGCAUUCUUGGCGCCCCCAUCCCUGAGACCAAGAACCAGGAAGGCAAGCCGGCGCUCUCGUGCCAGAUCAUUUUCCCACAGAAGCAGCUGAAGCGAAAAAACGACGUCUACGUGAUGAUGGUGUCCUGGGCGCACUGCAUUGCGGCCAAGGAGAAGUACGUGGCCAUUGUGAGUACUGUGGUGGAGACUUCCAAUCCGGAGAAGGAGAUCGAGCCCGCUCUGAAGCUUUUGGGCCCUGUGCAGCACAAGUUCGUGCAGAUCAGCGAGAUUCGGGAGCCCGUGACCGAUGGAGCAGCGGAUGGGGUCUUCGUGACCAGCAGCUACGACCCCUCCUCCCACUUCGAGGAUGCCUCCACCGAAGUCUUGGCGCUGUGGAAGAAGAUCACGGGCGAAAGCCUCGAUCUCACGGUACUCCCUGAGGACGAGGACCAGUGA